ACCAAAUGAAGAAGAAAAGCACCAAUAACAAUGAAUGAUUGAUAUAAAAACUGAUAAUGUAUAAUUGAGAAAGCAAAUAGAAAAAGAUUGAGAUAGAAUGGGAUUAGGACUGUUUAAGGCGUUAUUUUGUUGUACAACAAAGUCCCAAGACAUUCCCAUUAUAUCCUCAUCACCAGAUUCAUCACCUAAGCAUAAUAGCUAUGGCCACAUACAACCAACAAAUUCAUCUUCUUAUACAAAUAAUUCAAAAAUUGGACCUAUUCUAGGAAAACCAUAUGUUGUGAUAAAUCAAAUAUACGAAAUGAAGAAAGAACUUGGAAGAGGUCAAUCAGGUGUGACAUAUCUAUGUGUAGAGAAGAUAACAGGGAGAGAGUACGCAUGCAAAUCGAUAGCGAGGUCGAAACUGUUGAGCGAACAAGAGAUAGAUGAUGUGAAAAGAGAAGUUAUGAUUCUGCAACAUCUUUCGGGGCAACCAAACAUAGUUGAAUUCAGAGGAGCUUAUGAGGACAAACAGAACGUGUAUUUGGUCAUGGAAUUGUGUAAAGGAGGUGAAUUAUUUGAUACAAUUAUUGCUAAAGGGAAUUACACAGAAUCUGAAGCUGCUAGCAUUAUGAGACAGAUUGUCAAUGUUGUUCAUGUCUGUCAUUUCAUGGGUGUUAUACAUCGUGAUCUUAAGCCUGAGAAUUUCUUGCUUGCUUCACGUCUUCCUAAUUCUGCUCUUAAAGCUACUGAUUUUGGACUCUCCAUUUUCCUUGAAGAAGUCAUAAAACUCAUGUUUUAAUUACCCUUCAAGUCACCAAUUAACCACAAACAUCAUUCAACAAUAUGGGACACUGCUUUAGCAAACCUCAUGACAACAGAGUACCUAUCACAUAUGAAUAUGGCACAACCCCGACAUAGAAAUCAACCUCGAUAUCCACACCAUAAUAUUGCUUCAAAAUCAGCACCAUCUUCAUCUUCAGCUUCAUCAUCGAAUGGGAAUAGAGAUCCACCAAUAUUAGGAAGACCAUACAUUGACAUGAAAGCACUUUAUAAUAUUGGAAAGGAACUAGGAAGAGGUCAAUUUGGAGUCACUUAUCUUUGCACCGAAAAGGCGACAGGAAGGAGGUAUGCUUGUAAAUCCAUUUCGAGGCGAAAGCUUAUAAGAAAGAAGGAAAUUGAGGAUGUUAAGAUGGAAAUUAUGAUCCUUCAACACUUAACAGGACAACCAAACAUAGUUGAAUUCAAGGGUGCUUAUGAAGAUAGAGAGAGUGUGCAUUUGGUGAUGGAGUUGUGUUUGGGUGGUGAGCUUUUUGAUAGGAUCACAGCAAAGGGUAGUUACAGUGAGCGUGAAGCUGCUUCUAUAUUCAGACAAAUAGUGAAUGUGGUUCAUGCUUGUCAUUUUAUGGGGGUCAUGCAUAGAGAUCUCAAGCCUGAGAAUUUCUUGCUUGUUAGUAAGGAUGAUAAGGCUCCUUUGAAAGCCACUGAUUUUGGACAGUCUGUUUUCAUUGAAGAAGGUAAAGUAUAUAAAGAGAUCGUUGGAAGUGCAUAUUAUGUGGCUCCAGAGGUGUUAAAACGGAGUUAUGGAAAGGAGAUCGAUAUAUGGAGUGCAGGAAUCAUUUUAUACAUUCUCCUAAGUGGGGUGCCUCCAUUUUGGGCUGAAACCGAAAAAGGCAUAUUUGAAGCUAUUUUGGGAGGUAAGCUCGAUCUGGAGAUGGCACCAUGGCCUUCUAUUUCAGCUUCUGCAAAAGAUUUGAUCAGGAAAAUGUUGGCUUAUGACCCUAAGAAACGCAUUACAGCUUCUGAUGCACUUGAACACCCAUGGAUGAAGGAAGGUGGUGAGGCAUCAGACAAGCCUUUAGACAAUGCUGUUUUAAUUAGGAUGAAACAGUUCAGAGCAAUGAACAAGAUGAAGAAACUUGCUUUAAAGGUAAUAGCGGAAAACCUUUCAGAUGAGGAAAUAAAGGGCUUGAAACAAAUGUUCAACAAUAUGGAUACUGAUCGAAGCGGUACAAUUACAUAUGAAGAACUAAAAUCUGGACUGUCCAAAUUGGGAUCCAAGCUAAGUGAAUCUGAAAUAAAGCAGCUAAUGGACGGUGCUGACGUUGACAAGAAUGGAACUAUUGACUACCAUGAAUUCAUUACUGCAACUAUAAACCGGCAUAAACUUGAGAGGGAAGAGAAUUUGUUCAAGGCUUUUCAAUACUUUGACAAGGAUAACAGCGGUUAUGUAACAAGAGAGGAGCUUAGACAAGCUUUGGCUGAAUAUCAAAUGGGAGAUGAGGCUACUAUAGAUGAAGUCAUUGAUGAUGUUGACACUGACAAUGAUGGGAGAAUUAAUUACCAGGAGUUUGUAGCUAUGAUGAAGAAGGGGACCUUGGAUAAUUAUGAGAAAGAGAAACCACGAUAAUUGUGUGAUGUAUUUGUGAAAAAUAACAUUGUCUUUUCUAUAUUUUUCUUGCUGCAUUCUGGUCGAGAUUGAAUCACUUGAAUCGGUCAACGUGUGUAGUAGCCUAAAAUUAUAUGGCACUUGAAAUGCAAAACUUUGUACAGCUAUCUGGUAAAUAAAUUACAUGAUGUACCCAAAGAAUAUGACUUAAAUUCUGAAGUCCAACAAAUAAUUACACUACAAAUUAUGGUGCC
Molecule: messenger RNA, 2622 nt
Organism: Cicer arietinum (chickpea)
Lineage: Eukaryota; Viridiplantae; Streptophyta; Magnoliopsida; Fabales; Fabaceae
Product: calcium-dependent protein kinase 2
Biological process (GO): protein phosphorylation
Molecular function (GO): protein kinase activity; ATP binding; calcium ion binding
Source: RefSeq, a predicted model, not a curated record